Messenger RNA from Hylaeus volcanicus, 5072 nucleotides. It is a transcript of the gene Task7, whose product is annotated as two pore potassium channel protein sup-9. Gene Ontology annotation, molecular function: potassium ion leak channel activity. Gene Ontology annotation, biological process: potassium ion transmembrane transport; stabilization of membrane potential. The transcript has 5 exons. The record is from RefSeq and is a predicted model, not a curated record. Gene Ontology annotation, cellular component: membrane. Bases 589 to 1596 code for a protein of 335 amino acids. Lineage: Eukaryota; Metazoa; Arthropoda; Insecta; Hymenoptera; Colletidae.
AAUAACUACGUUUCAUUAGAAACUUUCUACCUACGUAAGAAUUCUUUCCACUCCCUUACCAAGCCUCACAAAGUCUCAGUCUCGAGUCUGACCACGUACGUCCCUCAUCUACUUCUACUUCCUUCGUUCUCCCAUCUAUACACUUCUCCCAGGACCACGUCACGUUUCACCCCACAGGAUAAACCAUCGAUUUAGCAAGCCAUGUUACCGCUAGCUGGUCUGGUUACUGCCAGAGCCCACAUUUCCAUGGAGUUUAUCCCAGCGACCGCGGCCGAUCAAUACUCGAACCCGUCGCGUCGAGAGGAGCGUCGAAGCGUGGUGGGUGCUGGCCUUCAGAGGAUCGUGCACGCGUCUCGACGUUUACCACGGACGUUCCUGCGAACAUGUCGCGAGGGGAACGAUAGCGUCGUGUCCGUCGAGGAAAAUGUCGCCGUAUUUUCGGCCCUGUUUCGUCUGCCAGAGGCAUGAGUGAGGCGAAGGCGGAUUAGACCACGACCCCAAGCGCGUAGGAACGCCGAGCCGACUGUUUGCAACGAGUUCCACGGGUCUCGACGUGGCGACGCUCCCCCGGAACGUCAAACCGAGAAGAUGAAGAGGCAGAAUGUCAGGACCCUGUCCCUGGUGGUGUGCACGUUCACGUAUUUGUUGAUCGGGGCUGCGGUGUUCGACGCGCUCGAGUCGAACACAGAGAGGAAGCGUUGGGAGUUCCUCUCGGAGGUUCGUCGGAGCAUGAUGAAGAAGUACAACAUCACGCAGGAGGAUUACAGAAUGCUGGAGAUCGUCAUAAUAGAGAACAAACCACACAAGGCGGGUCCACAAUGGAAAUUCGCGGGUGCCUUCUAUUUCGCGACGCUUGUACUUGCUAUGAUAGGCUAUGGACACUCGACGCCAGUCACCAUAGGUGGCAAAGCGUUUUGCAUGGCGUACGCCAUGGUGGGCAUCCCCUUGGGUCUGGUGAUGUUCCAGAGCAUCGGUGAACGUUUGAACAAGUUUGCAUCAGUCGUCAUCAAGCGUGCCAAAACGUAUAUGAGAUGCAAAAAAACGGAGGCGACAGAGAUGAAUCUCAUGCUUGCUACGGGUAUGCUUUCGAGCAUAAUCAUCACAACUGGAGCUGCCGUGUUUUCGCGUUACGAGGGCUGGAGCUACUUCGAUAGCUUCUAUUACUGCUUUGUAACGCUCACCACCAUAGGUUUUGGCGAUUACGUCGCUCUUCAGAAUGACCAUGCUCUUUCCAAUAAACCAGGAUACGUGGCCUUAAGUUUAGUCUUCAUUCUAUUCGGCCUGGCCGUCGUCGCUGCCAGCAUAAACUUGCUUGUGCUUCGUUUCAUGACAAUGAACACAGGGGACGCUCGUCGCGAGGACAACGAGCUUCAGCCAGCUUCUCAUCAUGUUUUGACCUUGGAUGGGGAGGUGGUCGCCGUUAAUGGAAAGCUAUUGGCGGGUCACAUACCCAUAGUCCACGACACGGACGACUGCGUGAGCGUGUGCUCGUGCACGUGCCUGAGACCAGCUAAUUCCGAAUUACUGGACCAAGGAUACCAAGGCUACAGGCCACCGACCUCCGCCAGCCUUCGCGUGAAACGCGCAUCCGUCUGAUGGAAGGAGUUUCGUCGUCGCAGUUUACGUCGUCGACUGUCGAGGGCCGACAGCAGGGAGCUGCUCGGCAUCGACGUGUAAAAUCGGCUCGAAACGGAAGCGCUAAGGGUCUACAGUAGGUAGAAUGGUAGAUCAGUUCAGGAUUAAAAGAAAUAUACGCGAGUUAGUAGAAUGUGUACGACCAGUCUAGAAUUUUGAGGGGUGAUUCUGUAUACUAAAAAAAGACGAAAGCGAAGAGUGAUGAAGCCUGAAACGUAAAUUUAUCAUUCUUUAUUUUCGUUUUAUUUUUGCAUGUAGAAUUGUCCGUUAAAGUUUCAAACUUGAGAUACAACUCUUUCCAGGACUGAUCUUUCUAUCUCCUCGUAAUACUGCCCCCGAGGAAGCAAGUAAAAACAAAAGGAGUUCACAAUGACUCGUACAGAUUUUUGCGGAGUAAUUCGCGGGACUGGUAUCCGUAACUGUGUUCUUAGGAUUUACCUUGAAGCGCUCAAGGACACGUUCGCGCACGUUCGUUGAUUUUCGAAGACGUAUUUUGAAAGAAACUCGAGCUCCUUAUCAACCAGAGGUGAUCAAUAUUUUAUUCUGAAAAUAUAUUCGACCUGACAGGUAUUCAGUUCGAUAUGAUACAAUUUUAUUUUUAUCUUUAUUUAAUAAAUAGAGAUAAAACAUAUAUACAGGCACUCUAUUAAAUAAGGUUAAAGGCAAGGCUCAACUAACAAGGCUGUUCUACAUCUUAACUAAAUUUGAUUUUUUAACGAACAUGUAACAGAGCAAAAGUAGUUAAUGUUUUACUCGUUAUUCGAAACAUUUUAUCUAGAUUAAAAUUCUGAUUAUCUCUGGUUUCGAUGGGGACGAUUUUAGGGUCGCCGUUGAAGCACAAGUUACUUAAUCCACGUUGUAAUAUAAGAACUAAUAUGCGUAGAACCAGAUGCCGAGAGAAUAUUUCAUAGAGCGAGUUUGUAGGCGAUUUUGUAACGAUUUCGUACAUUUCAUAUCGUUCCAAGUACCGGCUGUUUCGACGCGCUUAGGUGAAUUCGGAGUGCUGCUGCGUUACGAGUCUAGCGUUGACAAAGUUCUAGGAUAAUUGUUGUACCGCAGACCGUAGUCGAAUUUGUUCAAAAACUGGGAUUGCAUUCGUGAUUUACAGGAUUAUUUUGUUGCAAGUACGUUAAAAGAUUUAAAACAUUGUUCAAAAUUGAUUUCAAGUAAAAAUACGAUAGAGCAACUUGAAAUAAUAUUUUUUUCUUCUGUUGUUUGUUCUUUUAAUUUGGAAAUUAACAAUGUGAUUGUUCGCGAUAUUUAUUCGCUCAUCUAUGAAUUUUACUGUUUUUUUUUUUCAAUUGUGAUUGUCUUAUCGAACUUGUUGGACACUGUGUAUUUAUGAUUUAUAUAAAUGGACGAUAGAUGUGCAAACUAUUAAUAAAAUAUAUUUCUUAUACUACUUUCUAUCUUUCUUUAAAUCAUUAUAUUGAAUCAGAAUAUUUCUAAUUUUAUCUUGGAUAAAAUUUAUAAACGCUUACAAAAUACAUUUCAUUUAUUCAUUGUUUAAUUCAGUUUCUGUCACCAAAAACAAAAAUUGAGCUUGGCUGCACAUUCAAGCUGCGAAUAUUCAACUAAACAUUGAACAUUACAUACAUCACAAUGUAUUAGUUAACAACAAAUUUUAAAGCAAAAUAAUAAUAGAAUUUUCGAUCUAAUUUCUGUGAAGAACGAAGCAAUCCCGUGAAGAUCGAAUUGGUACGAGAUUCAGAGGGUCUCACACUAAUUAUUUAUACGUAUAUAUGGAAUAUACAUACAACAAUAGCCUGGCCUCGAUAGAGUGAUUGUUAAACAUAUACAAUUCGAUGUUUGUAUCAGUAGACGUAACACGAAAGUCAUCGUAACGCCGUGAAAAAUAUUUGUGUAAUCGUCGAUCGAUUAGGGACGUCGAUCCUAGGGGUUAGCGCCAUUUUGUAGCGAAAGAACGCUGCUCAGACGACGCCAAUUUUUAUAGUAAGCAAACGACGGAGAACAAACAUUAGAAGGUCGUAUUUUUUUAACCAAUUAGAGGAUAAAUAUCGAACAACAAACAGGAAUAUCCGGGAAGACUGAUAGUUGAUGAUAAAUUAACUGGGGUAGUCAUUUUUUUAACGCAAACCAUUCUCUAGCGCUUAUCAACCCUCCAACGAAUUCAAUUUCGAAUCUUUCAACAGAGGAUCACAGGAUCUACAAUUUGUAGAAAUUAUUUCAAUUUAAAGAUCUAAACAUUUACGAAAGAAUUCACGCUCUUGUCUUUAAUUAUUCCGAGCUUAAAGAAAAUCUAAAAAAUUUCAAAUUUAGGUAAAGCAUGAUGUUUUAAUACUUCCGAUCACUUUAACGCGCUUCUGCACAGUGCGAUAAUCUUUGAAUCACACUGACUAAGAACAAGUUAGAGGGUUAGCAGACCUAUUUCGUUUCGUUCAAAAUUUUAGCUCAAUAUCGACAUUUAUUUGUCUCAACCGAAGUUAACUAAUUUGUCAAUCACGCGACACACGCACAAAUGGUCCACGUUUAUCCUCCGAAAAAAAUGUCAACGAGCCAAUUGUCACGGUAUGCACUGUAAAUACAAGUAAUAGAACGCACCCGUUUGUAUACUUGUACCCUAGUUGAUAGACGUUCAUUGAAUUGCAACGAUGGGACGCGAUUGGGUAUAUUUUUUAUCGUCGAGAGUUUUUUAAUAAACGACAGUUCACUAUUUUCUGCUCUACAUUUAUUUCCACCCUGUCUAAUCAAUCUAAUCGAUCACGAAUUUGCCAACUUCACGCAUAAUUUCAAAACAUGUUGGACAUUCAUAAUUUUAAUUUAAAGAACACGACACGAAGAACAGAAAGAUAAAAGCAUACUUCAAGGUACCAAGAAGAGUUCUUAUUACACUACCAAAACUAUAAUACCUUCAAGUUUCUUGUAACGAUUUCAAUUUUUAAUUUUCGUUUCCACGAAUCAUUGAAUCAAGGUUAAAGAACCAAGGAAAUUUGAAUCAUGAAAGAACACGUAUGUGGAUUACCUAAGAAUCGGGAAGAUUUUCACCACCUCGACUCCAAGAUAAAUAUAAAGGAUCACACGUUUAAUAGAGUGUUGACGAAUCUGUUCAAGAUCAGUGAAAACUCGCCAAGAUCGAAAAUAUUCUUAGACAGCCUGGCUGCCGUGUCCGUUGAGAGCAGGAGGCACGCUGCUCUCAAAUACUCGUGGAUCAUUCACCCCUUUAGUCUCUUUAGGUAUUCGAUUCCCGCGCGAACAUGAAUUCUAUAUUUACGCGCAUGAUGUAAGCUACCGUUUCCUCGUAACGUAUAUUUAGCUAACUGAGUAGAUAGAACAAUGAAAGGAAUGUUCGGAUCUAUUAUGCUAGCUUGUUGGAUGUUCUAUGAUCUAUUUAUUGCUGGCAGUUUGGUUGGACAAAUAUUUUAUCCAACCUCGGAUUUUAAUAAAAUAUUACCACUAAAUUUGAUUUGAAGCGCAAA